Vigna radiata var. radiata (mung bean) is the source of this 3306-nucleotide messenger RNA. RefSeq names its product TMV resistance protein N-like. Gene Ontology annotation, molecular function: ADP binding. Gene Ontology annotation, biological process: signal transduction; defense response. Lineage: Eukaryota; Viridiplantae; Streptophyta; Magnoliopsida; Fabales; Fabaceae. The transcript is spliced from 6 exons. The coding region runs from base 1 to 2814 and encodes 937 amino acids. The record is from RefSeq and is a predicted model, not a curated record.
AUGUUGGAACUAUACGAAGCUAGAAAAGCUACUAACUUCAAGUUUCCAGGAGAAAGUUUUCCAGAGUGGUUUGAUCUGAAGAGCAGUGGACCUUCAUGUUCUUUCUGGUUUCGUAAUAAGUUUCCUGCCAGAGUUCUUUCUCUUCUUAUUAUACAUAUGAAUAAAUAUGAUAACUUAAGUAUUUUUCACCCUGAGGUGCGCAUUAAUGGGAAAUGGCAAACAGGCGGAGGCCACUAUUUGUUGGAGCAGACGAAAUUUGAAUUCGAUCUAACAUACCUCUCUGAUCUAGAAGUGUAUGGUAAUUUGCUUGAACAACCUUUAGAAAAGGAAUGGAAUCACGUGAAGGUUACAUAUAGUACUCCGACAGGGAACUCAUGGAUUAAAGCAACAGGAAUCCAUGUAUUCAAAGAGGAAAACAGCAUCAUGGAAGACAUUCGGUUUGAUGAUCCUUAUAUCAUGGAAGAAGAAGAAGGAAGAAGAGGAAAAAAAAGAAAACAGCAUCAUGGAAGACAUUCCCGGUUUGAUGAUCCAUAUAGCAACAAGAAAUUAGGCAAAGAUCUCAACCCUUCUCAAUCACAAAACCACUUGUUAAGGACCAUAGUUCGUAGAAAGAAAGUUCUCUUGAUUCUAGAUGAUGUUGACAACAGAAAGCAGUUACAAGCAUUUGCUGGAAGAUCUGAUUGGUUUGGUCCUGGCAGCAGANUUAUCAUUACCACUCGGNACGAACAGCUGCUAAAAUCUCAUGAGAUUNAAAGAACUUANGNGGUGNAGGAAUUGAAUGAGAAUGAUUCUCUUCAAUUGCUUGUAUGGAAUGCUUUCAAAAGGGAAAAAGUUGAUCCAAGGUACGAGGACGUGUUGAAACGUGUAGUAACUUAUGCUUGUGGUCUUCCAUUGGCUAUAGAAGUAAUAGGUUCCAACUUGGUUGGAAAAAGUGUAGAAGAAUGGGAGUCGGCGAUAGAACAUUACAAAAGAAUUCCAAAUGGUGAAAUUCUAGAGAUACUUAAAGUAAGCUUUGAUGGUUUGGGGGAAGAAGAAAAAAAUGUCUUUCUUGACAUCGCCUGUUGCUUCAAAGGAAGUAGUUUGAAAGAAGUUGAAAGUAUACUUAGUGUUCUUUAUGAUAACAACAUGAAACAUCAUAUUGGGGUGUUGGUUGAAAAAUCUCUCAUAAAAGUUUGGGGUGAAAUUGAAAUGCACGAUUUGAUUGAGGACAUGGGUAGACAUAUUGACCGGCAAAAGUCACCCGAAGAGCCAGGGAAGCGCAGGAGAUUAUGGUUAGGGAAAGAUAUCAUUGAUGUUUUAAAACACAACAAGGGAACUAGCAAAACUGAAAUCAUAUGCCUGAAUUUGUCUAUAUCUGAGAAAGAAGAAAUGAUAGAAUGGAAUGCCAACGCCUUCAGAAGUAUGAAAAACCUUAAAAUACUGAUCAUUAGAAAUGGUAAAUUUUCCAAAGGUCCCAAUUAUUUUCCGGAAAGUUUGAGAGUACUGGAAUGGCAUGGAUAUCCUUCAAAUUGUUUACCAUCAAAUUUUGAUUCUAGCAAACUUGUGACUUGCAUGUUACCUCACAGUCAUUUUACGUCAUUUGGAUUCCUUGGCUCAUCAAAGAAGUUCGAGAAUCUAACUGUCUUGAAUUUUGAUGGGUGCAAAUUUUUAACACAGACACCCGAUAUGUCUGUUCUCGGAAAUUUGGAGGAAGUUUCAUUUAACUGGUGUGAGAAUUUAGUUGCAGUUCACGACUCAAUUGGUUUUAUGAAUAAACUUAAAAUAUUGCAUGCGCAACAUUGCAUCAAGCUUAUGAGUUUUCCACCUCUCAACUUGCCCACUCUUAAAAGCCUAGAACUUUCAUUUUGUUCCAAUCUUGAGAAAUUUCCAGAAAUACUAGGAAAGAUGGAAAAGAUAAGGGUACUUGAAUUGGAGGGGCUUCCCAUUAAAGAAUUGCCACCAUCCUUUCAAAAUCUUAUUGGUCUCGAAGAGUUAUACUUGUUAUGUAAAAAUGUUCACUUAUCAAGUAUCAUUGCCACGAUGCCUAACUUGUAUUAUUUUGAUUCUACUAAUUCAAAGGGGUGGCAAUGGGUAAAAUCAGAAGAUGCUGAAGAUAACGUAGGCUCAAUGGUUCCUUCAAAGGUAGAUUUGUUUUCGGCCUUGUCUUGCAUCCUGGAUGAUAACUUCUUUUCAACAGGUUUCAAAGGUAGAUGCACGUACGAUGUGUUCCUCAGCUUUAGAGGGAAAGACACGCGUUAUGGUUUCAUAGAUAAUCUCUACCAAGCUCUCUGUAACAUGGGAAUUCACCCUUUCACCGAUAAGGAACUUUCAAAAGGAGAGGAAAUAGUACCAGCACUUCAGAAAGCAAUUGCAGAGUCUAGGAUUGCCAUCGUUGUGUUCUCUCACGACUAUGCUUCUUCCUCUUUCUGCUUGGAUGAACUUGCAACCAUCCUUCACCACAAGAGUAAAGGGCUGUUGGUUAUACCGGUGUUUUAUAAUGUGUAUCCUUCUUAUGUCAGACGUCAGAAAGGUAGCUAUGAAGAAGCAUUCGCUAACCAUCAAGAGAGGUUCAAAGGGCAGGAGGAGAAGUUACAUGAAUGGAAAAUGGCUCUGCGUCAAGUUGCUGACUUGUCUGGCUAUUACUUCACAGAUGGGGAUGAAUACCACCAGUACGAGUUUAUUCAGAGAAUUGUUGAACGGGUUUCCAGGGUGAUUAGUGGUAGUGCUUUAGAUGUUGCGAAUAACCCAGUUGGCCUACUGUCACAGGUGGUGAAAGUCAAGAAACUUUUGGAUGUUGGAUCGGAUGAUGUUGUCCACAUGAUAGGGAUCCUUUGAAUGGGUGGGUUAGGAAAAAAAAUAAUUUCUGUAGCAGUUUAUAAUUCGAUUGCUUGGAGAGAAGAACAUCAACUUAGCAUGUAUGCAAAGAGCAAUUUCAGUGAUACAGCAAAGGCUUCGUAGAAAGAUGAUGUUGACAACAGAAAGCAGUUACAAGUAUUUGUUGGAAGAUCUGAUUGGUUUGGUCCCGGCAGCAGAGUGAUCAUUACUACUCGGGACAGAUCGCUGCUAAAUUCACAUGACAUUGAAAGAAUUUAUGAGAUGAAGGAAUUGAAUAAUAAUGAUUCUCUUCAAUUGCUUAUAUGGAAUGCUUUCAAAAGGGAAAAAGUUGAUCCAAGUUACGAGGACGUGUUGAAACGCGUAGUAACUUAUGCUUAUGGUUUCCCAUUGGCUUUAGAAGUAAUAGGUGUUAGGAUAAAGUGUUUUUGUUAGUCAAUUCAGUUUAUUAUUUUAAUUUUGUUUAUUAUUAAUGCUUGUUAGUCUUCCACGUUA